AUGAACGAUAAUGGGGAGAGAUUUGCGGAAUUGUGUGCGCCUAACAACCUGGUCAUUGGAGGUAGCAUCUUUCUACACAAGUGGAUCCACAAAAACACCUGGGUAUCACCAGAUAGUGUGACAGAGAACCAGAAUGACCACAUCUGCAUUAGCAAGAAGUUUAGAAGAUCCCUGCAGGAUGUUAGAGUUAGAAGAGGAGCAGAUGUGGAAACAACACAGUGUAGAGUGAAGUAUGAUGUCAGCCGCCUAAUGAUCACCAGCGUCAGGGAGGAGCUUGGACUUCAGUUGAAGAACAAGUUUGAGGUGCUACACGAGCUGCAUGAGAAAGGGGAAAGAAGCGAUGUACAGGACAGCUGGCAGAAAAUAAAAGAGACACUGAGAACAGCCUGUCAAGAAGUGGUCAGAGCAAAGAAACAUCACAACAAAGAGUGGAUCACAGCUGAAACCUUGGGCAAGUUAGAAGAGAGAAAGCAGAAGAAGUUGGCAGUAAAAAAACAGCAGGACUAG
Messenger RNA from Pelobates cultripes (western spadefoot toad), 507 nucleotides. Lineage: Eukaryota; Metazoa; Chordata; Amphibia; Anura; Pelobatidae. The record is from the annotation of a GenBank genome assembly.